Messenger RNA from Cetraspora pellucida, 266 nucleotides. Lineage: Eukaryota; Fungi; Glomeromycota; Glomeromycetes; Diversisporales; Gigasporaceae. The record is from the annotation of a GenBank genome assembly.
AGAUUGAGAGCCAAAAUUCCAAAGCAGAUAAGAAACAACUAGCAGUGAAGUAUGGAUUGGUUAAGCCAGGACCAUUAAGGAUACUUAAUUGGGACCGGUAUAUCCAAACACCACAAGAUGUAUACUAUUCUUUGGCUGGAAAAGCAUGUAUCUUUUUAGAGGUGAUAUUUAAUGUGUUUAAUCUAAAUGAUGAAAAUGCUUUUCUAAAACAUUGGAAAGAUGUAGAGAAAUCUACCAAUUGGUAUCGAAUGCCUAAUCCCUUAUGA